Messenger RNA from Kockovaella imperatae, 1149 nucleotides. Its product is annotated as Longin-like domain-containing protein. NCBI's taxonomy places the organism in Eukaryota, Fungi, Basidiomycota, Tremellomycetes, Tremellales, Cuniculitremaceae. The record is from RefSeq and is a predicted model, not a curated record. The transcript is spliced from 5 exons. Bases 277 to 978 code for a protein of 233 amino acids. Gene Ontology annotation, molecular function: SNAP receptor activity. Gene Ontology annotation, biological process: endoplasmic reticulum to Golgi vesicle-mediated transport. Gene Ontology annotation, cellular component: membrane; Golgi apparatus.
GUAUCAUUCCAUCUCUUGAUUUGGUCUCACACGCCUCCCGGGACCAUCAGAUACCGAUCUCUCAGCCAGACCAUCAUCACUAAUCUCCUGUGUGCUAUAUAGUCAUCUGUUCAACGCCAAGUUCGCAGUCGGUACUCUCUGGACGAUCAUUUCUCUGUUGACGUCGAUCAAACCUAAAGCGAUUGGAUACCAUCCCACACCGCUUGUCUCAUUCUAAGGAGGUCAUCUAUAUCUCGAGUCUCAAAACACAUCUGUCCCGACUACCCUAUCAGCAAGAUGAAGGUUUACUCGCUCUCUCUGCUAUCCGUCACGCCCUCGUCUCCCGCACGAGCCACCAUGCUGGGUACCAGCCAAGAUCUGAGCAGCUACUCUUUCUAUCAGAGGGGAAGCGUGGGCGAGUUUAUGCAAUUCUUCACCAAGACUGUGGCCGAACGGACACCGGCAAAUCAACCAUCAUCCGUGGAGGAGAACAAUUACAAAGCUCAUGUCUUUAGAACGGCGGGUCGAGGACCGAACUCGAUGGGCAUGGCCGCCGUCAUGAUCACAGACAUGGAGUAUCCUUAUCGCCCAGCGUUCUCCCUUCUCACCAAACUCUUGGACGAGAACGCCCCACUUCUGGCUCAACUCCCAAGCCCGUCCGCUGCGCCCUCAUUCGGAUCUGCAUCAGCAAAUGCAUUUGGUGGCAACCCAUCACAGGCGGCCGCAGGAGGCUUACCUCCCGCUCAGAAGGGGAAGCUGGAAGGUACUUUGGCCACUUACCUGACCAAGUAUCAGGAUCCAAAACAGGCCGAUACAAUCAUGAAAGUCCAAAAGGAGCUGGACGAGACCAAAAUUGUCUUGCACAAGACGAUUGAAUCCGUUCUCGAACGUGGUGAAAAGCUCGACAACCUUGUUGAGCGGUCCAAUGCCCUUUCAGCGCAAAGUAAGAUGUUUUAUAAGACCGCUAAGAAGCAAAACUCUUGUUGUGUUAUCAUGUGAGACUGCGAGGGCUUCAUCGGAUGCAAACGUGCGGAUCGUGUGUACCGAUCUCCAGGCUGAAUGGACACCGUGCUCAGCUAGGCUUUCUCACGAUCGUUGUAGCUUGUAAUUGCUAUACAUAUGCUAUCAGUUAUCAGGAGGAAUUGGCAGUAAUGUAUGGCGUUUGGCGGU